Messenger RNA from Symbiodinium sp. CCMP2592, 816 nucleotides. The record is from the annotation of a GenBank genome assembly. Lineage: Eukaryota; Dinophyceae; Suessiales; Symbiodiniaceae.
AUGGUCCUCCCAAAGCAGGAGGAGAUGCUGUCCAGCCUUCUGGAGGACCUGCCGGGAAAGCAGGCCCUCGCCGCGGUGGUCUCGACCGUUUGGGAUCGUUUGGCCGCCUUCAGAGUGCUGUUCGCCAGCUCGUGGCUCUCUUUCCUGGAUCCUCGCCUGAGGCUCCUUCUCGCCCGCCUGAGCCAGGGCUCCGGGACCCAACAUCCAGCCUGCCGUCGCUGUCGUGGCCGGGAGGUAACCAAUCAUGUCGCUGACGACGUGCCGCGCAGGCUGUUGCGAAGAUUAGACGUGGAGGAGAUAAGAAAGAAUGUCUACGCCUUUCCGGCGAUGACAGCUGACUUCUGUCGCAUCUUCCUGGAGGAGCUCACAUUCUUUUACGCCUCUGGUCUCAAGUCUGCCAGGCCAAACUCCAUGAAUCGUUAUGGCGCUGUUCUGGAAGAGAUGGGCCUGGCUCCGGCAGUGGCUGACUUCCAGAGGCAGGUCCUCCUGCCGCUAGCCAGAGCCUUCUUCCCGAGCAUCGGCGAUGAGUUGGAUGGCCAUCAUGCCUUCGUUGUCCACUAUCGGCCAGAGGCGGGCCGUGGUGAUCAAGAUCUUCCACCGCACCGUGACGAUUCGGAGGUGACCUUCAACAUGGCUUUGGGACGAAGCUGGCAAGGCUGCCGCCUGAUAUUCUGCGGACUCAUGCAGGAGCCAGACGUCCACCAGCAUCAAAUCAGCUACGAUUUCCCAGGCACCGGAGUGCAAGCUGAAAGUCACAACAUGUCACACCCAAGGGACCACCCGAAGGCUUUAAACAAGAUGUCGAGAGCCUUCUGA